UGUGUGUGUGUGUGUGUGUGUGUGUGUGUGCAUCAACCUGCUUUUUCUUUUUCUCUUUCAUUUCUGUCACCGGCUGAGAGCACAAGCUGACUACUGAACACAAGAAGUCCAAUCAUUAAUCAUGAUGCCCCAAGAAAAAACAAGCCUCCGUUUUGUCACCUGGAACACUAAUGGUAUAAGAAGCCCAGAUGAAAAGUUUGCACAUGUGUUGCACAGUCUCAGUAAACUUCAGGCUGAUAUUGUCUUUAUACAAGAGACACGUGUAGGGCCAAAUUCUUACCACAUCUUGACAGAUGUUAAAGAUUGGAAAGUCUACUUCACUGUACACAGCCCUAAAAGCAAAGGAGUUGCAAUACUGAUAAAAAACAACGUACCAUUUGAGUACAUAUGCCAUGAUGAGGAUUGUAGUGGAGGUUACAUUGUGCUCUUCUGUCAUCUGUAUGGUGAACUGCACACUCUUGUUAAUGUGUACAAUCAUAAGGCAGACAGACGUGUCUUAGGUAGAUUAAAAGAAUAUUUGAUGGAGACAGCUGAGGGUGUGCUAGUGGUUGGAGGUGAUUUCAACACAGUUUUACAUCCCAGCUUUGAUCGGAGUUCUUCAACUUUAAGGCCUUCAACAUUUAGAGAUGUUUUAGAAGACUUUACUGCUUCUCUGAAUCUCAGAGACACCUGGUCAUACUUACGCUAUGCUGAUGAGGGCUUUACACGAAGUCAGAAUGAGAGUCAGUCCAGAAUAGACAUGUUUUUCUUGCACAAAGACACACUGGUACGAGCACGUAAUAUCACUGUACAGGGCAAUGUCAUUUCUGAUCAUAAUCCAGUUGUCCUGGAACUUGAAGUGCAGCAACAGACGGAAAAAACAUUUCCAAAAGUUUCCUUGCUUUUUAAGCAAAUUCCAAAUAACAGAAGACCCAACAGGAUACCAGGGAAGAUUAGUGGGGCAGAAAUCCUGGGUGCCAUCAAGACUUUGGCUGACUCACAAGAACAAAGACCUGGUGAAAAGCAAGUGGGCUACUAUAAAAGCCAUCGAUGCCCAGUGACAGAAAGCUUAAAGAUAACUUACAACAACAUGUUAAAGACAAAUCAUGUAUCUGAAGCGUUUAAAGAAUCUUAUCCUUCACGAGACAGAUACGUCUUCAGUGCAGAAUAUUUGAUAUUCUCUCAAAUUUUAGCCAAGCGCCUUAGUGCAUACAUUUCCCCCUAUAUCAAGGAAAAGCCAGAAAAAAAUCUUGAUAAAUUUCUCACUGUGACAUUUGAGAAAGGCAUACAAGAGAUUAAGUUUUCUUUCCUUGAGACAAGCCGUGAACUUCAUAAAGACUUGAGGUCCUUUGUCCCCCCAACCAUGUUCCGUAUUCUGGGGUGCCUUCUUCCAGAAGUCCAAGGCUCUUCUGGGGAAGUAAGACAUUUGCUGCCUGGCUGUCCACUUACCAGCACUAUCCUUAAUUUAGCUCUGAAUAAACUAGAUUGGAUUAUCAAUAGUGAGAAGAAGUGCAGGAGUAGUGUUUGUUUCCACAGACAGGCUCUGCUCAUACAUGCACACCAGAGCAAACAGGAGCGAGUUGUUUGGCUAAUUGAGAAAUUCCAGGAAGAAUCAGGAAUUAAAUUUCAAAAACAAUUUCAUAGAUAGAGACUGAGAUGAUUAAAGUACACAAAUGUAUGUUACAGCUAGAUUACAUUUAUACAUUUACUGUGGUAGGAUUACAAAAUAUCCAGACACGACCAAGACAAACUAUUUAAUUUUAUAUUGUCAUCCUGACUUUAAAAUACUUUAUUGAUAUACAGCGUUACCUAGAUACUAAAUAUUUUGAGAAUGAUUAAAGGGCUUUUCAACAGCAACCAUUUGAAGAAUAUUAAGCAUAUGACAAGUUCUGUACAACAUCUGCUUUGCAAAUUGAAAUUGCAUUUAAACCUCUGUCAGAGGUGCAUUUAUUUUUUCAUGUCUGACCAAAAUUUAUAUAUAU
This is a messenger RNA of Ictalurus punctatus (channel catfish), 1961 nucleotides long. RefSeq lists its product as uncharacterized. The record is from RefSeq and is a predicted model, not a curated record. Gene Ontology annotation, molecular function: double-stranded DNA 3'-5' DNA exonuclease activity; phosphoric diester hydrolase activity; DNA-(apurinic or apyrimidinic site) endonuclease activity. The coding region runs from base 122 to 1627 and encodes 501 amino acids. Lineage: Eukaryota; Metazoa; Chordata; Actinopteri; Siluriformes; Ictaluridae. The transcript is spliced from 3 exons. Gene Ontology annotation, biological process: base-excision repair. Gene Ontology annotation, cellular component: nucleus.